UCAUCACAGUUUGCAUAAUUCAGUACACUCAACUCAAGUCUCUACUCCAAUUUCAUAUCAUCCCUCAUUCCCCACCACUGUCUGCAACAUACUUUCCAACCUUCGCGAUGAAGCCUGUCUUUGCAGCUUUGCUAUGUCUAGCUCUUCUCUUGAACUUUUCGUUUCUUCAGACCACCAUGGCUGAUGGGUUUUGUGACACAAAGUGCAACCAGAGAUGUGCAAAAGCAGGGAGGCAGGAUAGAUGCUUGAAGUACUGUGGGAUAUGCUGUGAAGAUUGCAGGUGUGUACCUUCAGGGACUUACGGAAACAAAGAUGAAUGCCCAUGUUACAGGGACAAGAAGAACUCCAAGGGAGGACCUAAGUGCCCUUAAGAUUGUAAUCUCUGGCUUACCAGCAAAGUCAUCGGCAUCUCCCAUUAAUUAAGAAGAAUAAAGUGUCCAUCUGAAUCUGAGUACAGACUACAGAUUGAUUAUUAUCAUAUACCUACCUGCAUGGCGAUAUAUGUAUAUGCAUGCAUAUAUAUAGAUAUGUAAAGAAAAGUGUGUUUAUUCUGAUCAUCAUGUGUGAUCAUAUGUAUUUAUGGCAAUAUGAUUAAAUUCAAUCAAGAUUAAUGAUGGUUGUUAUAUUUA
This is a messenger RNA of Papaver somniferum (opium poppy), 629 nucleotides long. RefSeq names its product peamaclein-like. The record is from RefSeq and is a predicted model, not a curated record. The transcript is spliced from 2 exons. The coding region runs from base 108 to 371 and encodes 87 amino acids. Lineage: Eukaryota; Viridiplantae; Streptophyta; Magnoliopsida; Ranunculales; Papaveraceae.